GCUCCCCUAAGACGGCUCGGAUCAAGCACAUCUUCGCGGGCCAGCUCGCACACAAUGUCGCCCGGACCAAUUAUGCUGGAUGACAGUGAUGAUGAACUCGUGGUGAUUUCGUCAAGCAAGAAAACCAAUUCUCACAGCGCGUCAACUGAAGGAGCUCCGCGCUUCCAACCGCAUCUAUCACCGGACGCCCACUCGACCCAGCGUGGCACGAAAAAUUCGAAGAGCCCAGUUCAUGACGACUACGGUGUCAUCGUCAUCGACAGUGACGACGACGAGAACCUCGAGGAGAAUGUUACGGCAGAGGCACUCGCCACUGUGCAGCGUGUUGCCACUCCACCAGGGCAUGAGCUAUUGGACUUUGCGGAGACACGGUACGACCAGAUCAUUGGUUCUGGCGUAAGCGUAGCUCUUGAUGAUGGCUCCUUUAUGCGGAUCGCUGUCGUGGUGCGAGAUAGCACGGCGCCACACAAUAUUCUCGUUGGCGGCAAUAUGCUUCAGCGCCACGGACACAUUGACCGACGCAUCAACCGGCACGGAUGGGAGCUACAUAGUUGGCUGCCUCGUCGCAAGAACGAACUUUGCGCCAUCGUGCGAAUGACGAACAACGGAGAAGUUCCAAAGCUCGGCGAGAGCCUGAUUUUCCGACCAUUGGGACAGGUCGGGCUAGUGCGGGAUGUGCAGUACACCAAUACGCCAUGGGAUGAGACGGCUUCCAAGUUCCAGAAAUAUGAAUACCGAUGUGAGAGACACACGAGAGGUCUGAUAUCCGCCGAGGACCAGUCAUGUCUGGAGUGUGUGGAAAACAGAGAAGCCAAUGGACCUCUGACCUGUCGAUGGAAAUUUAUCGAAGAGGUGGAUUUGCAGCGGAACAAAAUCGUCGGCUGGCAGUUUCGCCAACUGGAGCGAGACGAAUGCGACCCUGGCCAUGGUCUGAAUCCAGUUUCGAAGCUCGCAACGUUUAGAGGUCUCGGCCUGCAGCGGCAUGAAGUCUUUGCGAAUUCUGACCCGGGACUUAACUUCGGCCACGGCGCUCCAAAGCGCAAGGCGGAUCCAGAAAGCAGCCAACGUUCCAGUGGCGCGGGUCCAAAGCGCCCGAAGAGGCUCGUGGACGGCAUGGUGGAUUUGACUCUGAGUGAAUCUGAGCUGGGUACCGUGACAGGAGCCGAUCGUGCCCGCGAUGCCGUUGAGAGGAUCACUGUUACGAAUCCCGAGACUGGCGAAGUUGAGGAAUUCGUCUUCAAGGCAACCGAGGAUCUACCAAGCCAAUCAAGCUCCCGUUGGAAGGGGGAAGGCAAUGCCACGGUUCCCACGUCGUCGGCUCGCCGUCACCAUAAGACAACGUAUACAUUCGCAGACAUUUGCGCAGGAGGCGGCGGCACAUCCCGUGGCGCGGAACUGGCAGGCCUGAAGCUCGAAUAUCUCGUCGAUAACAUGCCCGACGCAUGUCAAACACUACGCCUCAACUUUGGCGGCGAUGUUGUUCUUGAGAUCGACAUGACGGACUUCGUUCAGAUAGAUGGAUCAUACCGCGUGGACGUGAUGCACGUCAGUUUCCCGUGUCAGGGUCAUUCAAGAGCCAAUAGAGGACUGAACCCCGAGAAAGACGCCGUAAAUAUCGCUCUAUCCUACGGCACCUUUGGAAAACUUCUGCAGAUGUGCAAGCCGCGCCUGGUCACGAUGGAACAGGUUACCGGCAUUCUCAGUAAGGACGACGGGCAGCAUCUACGGUCACAAAUUCACACCCUAAUCGCGAAUGACUACAACGUCAGAUGGCAAUCUCACGUAUUACGAGAUUACGGCAACCCUCAGGGUCGGCACCGGUUGAUCGUCAUUGCCUCGUGCCCAGGGCAAGCUCUGCCCGAUUGGCCUGAGCGCACUCACGGCCCAGGUCUGAAGCCAUUUGUGACGAUUCGCAACAUCCUUGAUCAGGUUCAGCGGCCUGGCCACAACAGAGAAGUUAUGCAGCACGCUGUGACACGCGAGCCAGGAGAACGAGCACCAUACAACCCCAAUGUCCAGCUAAUUGGUUGCAUCACGUCCAGCGGGGGUUAUCGCCGCGACAAGCACUCCAAUAAUUAUCACCCGUCUGGCACACGCGACUUCACUUUUCAAGAAAAAGCCCAGCUCCAGGGGUUUCCAUGGUACCACAGCUUCUGUGGUGGCAAGCAAAUGGUCGGACUACAGAUCGGAAACGCCGUCCCGCCUGUCUUCGCUGAGAAGCUCUUUCGGAGCUGCAUCAAAGCUCUGAAAAAGACCGACAAGCUUGUGGAGGAGUACUUGACUCCCAUUGACAUUGACUAGUGUUGAGGCACACUUUCUGGGUGCAGGCCUCUAGGCCUCAGACCGGUCUGCGUCCCUCGCAAUGAGGAGCAUCGUUGAGGCGAGCACAACAAAAACAGCCAGCGCAGUACAUGGCAGAGUUGGAGGAUUGCUCAUUGCUUUUGGAGUGCGGCACAC
Cercospora beticola is the source of this 2457-nucleotide messenger RNA. Its product is annotated as DNA cytosine methyltransferase. NCBI's taxonomy places the organism in Eukaryota, Fungi, Ascomycota, Dothideomycetes, Mycosphaerellales, Mycosphaerellaceae. Gene Ontology annotation, biological process: negative regulation of gene expression via chromosomal CpG island methylation. Gene Ontology annotation, cellular component: nucleus. The record is from RefSeq and is a predicted model, not a curated record. Gene Ontology annotation, molecular function: DNA binding; DNA (cytosine-5-)-methyltransferase activity.